AUGCAAUCCAAUCAUCAACAAAGCAAUAACCAGCACCCGCCAUCGGGCUGGAUCAACGAACGGAUUCGACGCAGAGGCUCUCAUAUUCCUGCCAGACAAGCUGGACCCCGUCGCUCGAUCCCCGCGAUGGCAUAUGACAGUGAUCUUGGGAGGAGAUCAAGCCUCGAGGAAUUUGACACAGGAAAUUUCCUAGAUCCCCGAAGGUUUAGCGGGACGUACGAUCACACUGGCUCCGGUUGGCACACCACCUUCAGGGCUACCAGGCCAGAAGAGUCGGAUAUCUUGGACAGUUCCAUCAAUGAACGGCCGACUAGGGAUUUCCCCAGCCACGUCCUUGAUAUCGAGCCCCUGAGAACCAGCGCCAUUCCUGAUCCAGAAGAGAUCGCUCGGUUCGAGUCGUCUAUAUUUGACCCGAAUCGCUCCUCUCCUUGGUCAACCGAGUUCAGCGACGUCCGCGAAUCCUCUAGGCCACAUACGCCAGAUAUGCCUAUUGAUGAUGUGACAUACCGGCUAGAAUACUCGCCAGAAAGGACUCCGACGCCUGAUGCGUCUGGCGUAUUUUACCCGUCAGGCCACCUCAGCGGACGUUGGCAUCGGCACAAUCGGUUCUGCCAACCUCUCCUGCCGAACCACCCUACUAUAUCCAGCGGCACGACCAUGCUUCCCUCGGAAAGAGAUAGGCCCGCUGGUGAAGCAUUAGACCGGCUAAACAGAGCCUAUCCGUCUAUUGAAGGAACCUCUGCCCACCCUAGAAUAUCUAGCCCGUCUAGUGUUAAUAGCUCUGGGUCCGUAUAUCCCGGGCUUAGCAUUCCCGUCAUGACUCCCACAUCCAACGCGUCUGACAUUGCUACCGACGCUAGCGCCUUGCGGGUUAAUGCGGUGCCCGAACAGACCGGGAAUCGGAUCGAUGAGUGGAGCAUGGGCAACGGAAGCUCUGGUACCAAUGGUGAAGGUGGUGCUGGACUGAAUGGCAGUGGUGGUCCCGCGCCUAUCCCUAUCACCAUCUCGAUGUGUAUCGAGUUUGAUGAUACCGUGUUUGAUAUACAGGGUUGUAACGUUACGACGAGGCCGCGAAGUAGGCGGGUCUGA
Daldinia childiae is the source of this 1089-nucleotide messenger RNA. RefSeq lists its product as uncharacterized. The record is from RefSeq and is a predicted model, not a curated record. The transcript has a single exon. NCBI's taxonomy places the organism in Eukaryota, Fungi, Ascomycota, Sordariomycetes, Xylariales, Hypoxylaceae. Bases 1 to 1089 code for a protein of 362 amino acids.